AUGCGGCGCGAACUGCUGACGGCGGAACUGCUUGAAGUUCCGCAGCGUCUCACCGCGCUUGAACAAGGCAUCGCCGCUCUCUUGGAGCAUGCCACCGCGACGAAUAGGCGACUCGAUCUCAUGGAAGAGGACAUCAGGGAGAUGAAGGGAGACAUCAACGGACUAGGCGAAGCGUUCAGGCGAGAAGUGCAAGCUCAGUCGAGCUACCGCGGCAACUAUGCUCAGAGCGCAGCUACCGGAAGCAACCAGGACAUAGCCCGCCCCUUCGCCGAACUUCGCGGCAUGAAACGAAUCAAGACUAGGCAGGUCUCAAGGGCUAGGAUGGAGAGCUGGCUAGUGAACAAUGUCUCCUUAGUUGAAGCCCUAGACCUUCGCCCAAGAGCAUGGGACACGUUCCUUACGCCUGAUGAUAUUGCAGGUGUCAGAGAUUUGCAGGCUGAAAACGACGCAGAGCCGGCGUUCUACAUCGUGGUGGAAGCCUCUUACACAGGAGAAGCAGAGGACAUUGACAAAGCCAUCGACCAUGCCAAGAUUGUCCAUGCGGUCACCGGCUUGGACGCCUAUCCGAUAGUAGCGGCGGUGCGGCUGGACGAUAAAAUGGAGCCGGAAAUGCGGAGCAGGCUCUACGACGAUGUUCAAAAAUUCGUCGCAGCCAAUGAUGCAGAUGCAGCGUUCUGGUUUCGGCUAGGCUCGGCUGAUCUGAGGCCCGCCGAGCCACGCUAG
This is a messenger RNA of Geodia barretti, 723 nucleotides long. Lineage: Eukaryota; Metazoa; Porifera; Demospongiae; Tetractinellida; Geodiidae. The record is from the annotation of a GenBank genome assembly.